Messenger RNA from Condylura cristata (star-nosed mole), 813 nucleotides. RefSeq lists its product as uncharacterized. The transcript has 5 exons. The coding region runs from base 1 to 813 and encodes 270 amino acids. The record is from RefSeq and is a predicted model, not a curated record. NCBI's taxonomy places the organism in Eukaryota, Metazoa, Chordata, Mammalia, Eulipotyphla, Talpidae.
AUGUCGCAGAGGGGAGCUGACUUCUCCAUGAUGCCCGUGGUGCUGACCGUGACGCUUGAGGUGCUCCUGUUCCUGAGAGGAUCGGGAGCGCAGUCAGUGACCCAGCUGGACGCCCACGUCGUUGUCUCUGAAGGAGGCUCUUUGGAGCUGAGGUGCAACUAUUCAUAUCGUAGCUCUCCUUAUCUCUACUGGUACGUCCAGUACCCCAGUCAAGGUCUCCAGCUCAUCCUCAAGGACUAUUCAGGGAACGCCGUGGUUAAAAGCAGUAAGGGCUUUGAGGCUAAACUUGAUAAGGUAAAAACCUCUUUCCACCUGAAGAAACUCUAUGCCAACUGGAGCGACACAGCUCAGUACUUCUGUGCAAACCCUGGCUUUCUGAACAAAGUUAACUGUCCUAACCCAUCUCUGCUUAUGGGAGGCUGCCUGGAAAUGUCUGGAGCAGUGAGGCGGAGCAUGAGGAAGAGGCUGCUGAGCGCUGUGUUGGGGCUGCUGUGUGCCCAGGUUUGCUGUGUGAGAGGGGACGUGGUGCAACAGAGUCCUCGAGACUUGAUUCUCCAGGAGGGGGCCAACACCAUACUGAUGUGCAACUCUUCCAAUGUGUACAAUGUGCAGUGGUUCCGCCAAAACCCCGGAGGUGAUCUGGUCACCUUGUUUUAUAUGACUUCGGGGACACAAGAUAAAGGAAGAUUAAAGGCUAAGGCACCCACCAGUGAAAAAAAGAGCUCACUGCAAAUUUUCUCUGCCGAGACCUCAGACUCAGCCAUUUACUUCUGUGCAAUGAGCCAUAGUGCUUCCCAGGCACCUGCAGCCUGA